CAAAAGACAGGGAUACACAGUCGUUUGACACUUUAGUGGGUCCAGUCUGAUAGAAAGGUAACCUGCUGCGGUUUAGGCGCAUGGGCCUGGUUUAUGAGUCUCCGGUUGGUUUUACAGAGAGCAGACACCAUGGAGAGGUCAGGCUCUGUAUGGACAAACAUUGGUUUCUACAACAACCUGUGGAGUCCUGCUGAAUGGGACUUAGUAAACCAUGAUGUCCACAUGUCUCCUGCAGAUGAGCAGCAGCUUUUAGUGAUCAAAAAAGAGGUUUCUGAGCUGCGGAGCUCCAAUUUGGACCAGGAGAACUCAGAACUCCUUCAGAUAAAGAAGGAAGAGGAUGAAUUGGGGAUCAGUCAAAAUGGAGAGCAGCUUACAGUGAAGAUUGUAGAUGAUGAGAGACUUCAAUUAUCAGAGCUUCAUCACAUCCAAACUGAAGUUUGCAGAGAGACCGAAUCUACAAACAGCAGCCUAGUUAAACAAAUGGAAGCAGAACGUGAUGGGGAGUACUGUGGAGGAACAGAACCAAACAGAAACCCAGAUCCAGCAGGAGACGGAGCUGAAUGGCAGGAGGCCCGGAUGAAACAGGAUGAGAAGGAACUGUUGGUGAUUGAAGUCGAGGUUCCUGAUCUGUGGAGCUCCAGUUUGGACCAGCAAGACACAGAACCACUCCAGAAAACAUCAGAGGAGGAGGAACUGUGGAUCAGUGAAGAGGGGGAGCACCUGACUGUGAUGAGUGAAGAUGAGGAGAAACCUCAGUUAUCAGAACCUCAUCACGUCAAAGCUGAAGACAGUAGAGAGACAGAAGCUUCACCCAUCAGCUUAGCUGAACAGAUGGAAACAGAACCUGACAUGGAAGACUGUGGAGGCCCAAAACCACACAGGAAUUCAGAUCCACAUGCUUAUUUACAAUCAAAUGCUUCAGACUGUUCAGAGACUGAAAUCAGUGGAGAGUGGUGGUCAGAAGUGAGUGGUGACAAUUGUGAUGAUGUUCUCUCAGGUUCUGGAUCUAAAAAUACAGGCUGUGAUGAAGGAUGGCAGGAAAUCAGGACGCUUCAGUCAGGUGUAAACAGCAGUGUGGGAGAUAGAACUGCCAUGAAACCUUUCAGCUGUCCGGAGUGUCAUAAACAGUUUGUGUACCAGCAGUCAUUCCUGAAACAUCUGACAUGUCAUUCAGGAGAAAAAUCUUCCAGCUGUUUGGCUGAUCUGAAACAAUCAAUAGCCAAAGCUGGAAAGAAAUCAGUUGUUUGUGUUGUUUGUGGGAAAAUGUUUAAGGAUCGGCAUUAUCUUAAAUGUCAUAUGAGACUCCACACUGGAGAGAAACCAUUUAGUUGUGACGUUUGUGGUAAAACGUUUAGGCAUUCACAUAUUCUUAAACUCCACCUAAGAAUCCACACUGGAGAAAAACCUUUUACUUGUGAUGAAUGUGGUAAAACAUUUACCAAGCUGCAAAAUCUUAAAGGUCACAUGACCUGCCACACUGGGGAGAAACCAUUUCAAUGUGAAGAAUGUGGUAAAAAAUUUACACAGAGGGGAACGCUGAGGAACCACACGAUGAUUCAUAAAGGAGAAAAACCUUUCGCUUGCAGCGGCUGCGACAAACAUUUUAGGCUUAAAGCGGAUCUUCAGAAACACAUGGUAACCCACACGGGAGUGAAGCCAUUUUUCUGCCGUUAUUGUGGAGCCAGAUUUGCUCAUCGGGGAGCUCUGAUGAGACAUAUCAGACGCCACACAGGUGAAAAACCUUUUGCAUGUGAUAAGUGUGACAAAAGAUUUUAUCGAAAUUCAGAACUAAAGUAUCACAUGUCGGUUCAUAAAAGAGAAUGGAAACAAGACCCUGAAAAUAGAAAGUUUGCUUGUAAGGAAUGUGGCAAAAAAUACCUCCGAAAGGUGCAUCUUACAGCACACCUGAGUACCCACUCAGGAGAGAAACCUUUUAGCUGCUGUGUUUGUGGUAUGAGAUUUACACGCCAGGAUAGUCUGAAGAGACACACUAUGAGAGUCCACAGUCAUUAGAAACUGCUCAGUUCAGGAUUUAUUCUGUUUGGAGGUAUUUUGAGAUGGAACACAACAGCUGUUUGGGAAACGCACCAAGCCUGGUGUAAAUGCUGCUGGGUAAAGGUAUCUGUGUUGAUUAUAGAUAAAACCAGCGGAACUUUAUAGACGGUUACACGUUUCCUGCUCCGCAAGGUUUUAGUUAGAGGUUGAUAGAUAAAGCUUCAUGUAUUCAUGAUACCAAAGCUAAUAUUUGAAAUUCAGUGUGGUAAGUGGUCAUUUAAACCGUCCACACAUGAAAUUACAAGCUUUACUUUUGGUUUCUCUUCAAGUGGUCUUCAAACAUUUAACUUUGACACUUUGGACCAGUGUGGAACUAUUUCUUACUAAGCGGCAGAUAACUAACUGGAGAUCUUGGCUGUUUUUCUGUAAAAAUAACACCUGAUAUUUAAUGAAAAUAAACGUAUAUGUGCUAUCAAGGCUGAUUCCUGAUACUUGGCAGACCAAUAAAAUCAGCCCACCUGUAUUUUUGGUAUGAGAUGCCUUGCUGAAAUAGGAAGAAGAUAUUGUUUAAAAUCUUUAAUGGUCACAGUGUGCAGAUUUAUGUCAGUGUGUUUAUCCAUUGCUGUUGUAGUUAUAUUAAAAAUAUCCUUUUACCUGA
This is a messenger RNA of Girardinichthys multiradiatus, 2653 nucleotides long. Its product is annotated as gastrula zinc finger protein XlCGF57.1-like. NCBI's taxonomy places the organism in Eukaryota, Metazoa, Chordata, Actinopteri, Cyprinodontiformes, Goodeidae. Gene Ontology annotation, molecular function: RNA polymerase II cis-regulatory region sequence-specific DNA binding; DNA-binding transcription activator activity, RNA polymerase II-specific. The transcript has 3 exons. Gene Ontology annotation, cellular component: nucleus. The record is from RefSeq and is a predicted model, not a curated record. Gene Ontology annotation, biological process: regulation of transcription by RNA polymerase II. The coding region runs from base 94 to 2013 and encodes 639 amino acids.